GGGAGGGUGCCAAGGUACCGCCCUUAUUCUCCCAAGCAUGACUUGUAGAUAUUCCCAUUGUCGUUUCAAAGCUCCUUCUCCAUAGUUUCUUCCGUUCUCUUCGAUCCAUUUUCUCUCAAAACUCUCCACAUUUUCAAUCGAGCUUCUGAUCUCUACGUUUACGGUUAGAAGAGAAGAAUGGCGAGUAGGGUAGAUCACGAGUACGAUUAUUUAUUCAAGAUCGUGUUGAUAGGGGAUUCAGGUGUUGGGAAAACCAACAUUUUAUCGAGGUUUACGAGGAAUGAGUUCUGUUUGGAAUCCAAAUCCACCAUCGGAGUCGAGUUUGCUACUAGAACUCUUGAGGUUGAUGGAAAGACGAUAAAGGCUCAAAUUUGGGACACAGCCGGGCAGGAAAGGUACAGAGCCAUCACGAGUGCCUACUACAGAGGCGCAGUUGGAGCCCUUUUGGUCUACGACAUAACCAAGAGACCAACGUUCGAUAAUCUCCAAAGAUGGUUGCGUGAGCUCAGAGAACACGCGGAUUCCAACAUCGUUCUCAUGAUGGCCGGAAACAAAUCCGAUCUGAACCAUCUGAGAGCCGUGAGUGAGCAAGAUGGUCAAUCUUUGGCUGAAAAAGAAGGGCUUUCGUUUCUUGAAACAUCUGCACUCGAAUCUUACAAUAUCGAGGAAUCGUUUAAGAGCGUUUUGACGGAUAUAUACCGAAUUGUUAGCAAGAAAGCAUUGGCAGCUGAAGAAGGAUCAAUGGGUGCACCUGGGAAGGGAACCACCAUUGAUGUUGGUGGUGAAACUGGGAACACAAAGAGAGGUUGUUGUUGAAGUUAAGUGGUGGAUUUUGGGAGGUAAAAGACUUGGUAUGAAGCACAUAUGUUGUCUGUCUUGCUUUUGUGUUUGAUAAGAGAGUUUGUAGAGUAUUGUUUGUUGAACAAUUAUAUUGUGAUGUGGCUAUAGGCAAAUAAGACCAUAUUGCCCCUUGAAUGUUUGUGUUUAUUGUUCUAAUAUUUUUCUUACAACCGUGAGUUUUAAGG
Messenger RNA from Cynara cardunculus var. scolymus (artichoke), 1025 nucleotides. RefSeq names its product ras-related protein Rab11C. Gene Ontology annotation, cellular component: endosome. The coding region runs from base 178 to 816 and encodes 212 amino acids. Lineage: Eukaryota; Viridiplantae; Streptophyta; Magnoliopsida; Asterales; Asteraceae. The record is from RefSeq and is a predicted model, not a curated record. Gene Ontology annotation, molecular function: GTPase activity; GTP binding. The transcript has 3 exons.